AUGACUUUUAAUGGCUUUUUCCGGCGGAUUCCAGCUGUGGCUGACGUUGAAGAGGGUCGGGAAAGGCUGCUGGGUGACGGCGGUUCGAACCUGACCAGUCUGGUGGGCGAUGGUGCUCCAUGGCAGCAGCGGUGGCCAAAAGUAGUCGUCAGUGAACAGUACGGGGGAGGGGGGGGUGUCGUGCAAACCACAGAGAGAGAGAGAGAGAGAGAGAGAGAGAGAGAGAGACUGCACAGGGAGAGAGAAAAAUGA
Molecule: messenger RNA, 252 nt
Organism: Prunus armeniaca (apricot)
Lineage: Eukaryota; Viridiplantae; Streptophyta; Magnoliopsida; Rosales; Rosaceae
Source: the annotation of a GenBank genome assembly